CACGGAGUACCUCGGUUUAAGCAGUCAGUUUACACCACCGCGUGUUAUCAACACUAUAGAGGACGCCUUGAUGCUGGUAAAAGAUGAUGACUUAAAGGUUGCUCUAAAGCCUGUACUAAUGAGCAGAGACCGGAUUAAAAUUGGGAAGUUAAUAGGCACAGGGCACUUCGGUUGUGUAUUUGAAGCAGUUUACGAAGACAGCGAACAUUACAACCCUUCAAAAGUAGCCGUGAAAACGUUUCAAGGAAAGGGUGCAGACAUUCAGCAUCUAGAUGAAUUCCUCAGAGAAGGAGCUCUGAUGACGUCAUUCCGCCAUGAUCACGUGUUGACAAUACUCGGGAUAUGCUUCGAAGUUGACGGCAACCCCAUGAUUAUAUUACCGUACAUGUCCAAUGGAGAUCUCAAAACCUACAUCGAGAAUCCUAAGAAUGCACCUACUGGACUACAGCUGCUGCAGUUUGGUUUGGACGUAGCCCGGGGCAUGGAAUACCUUGCUGAGAACAAAUUUGUCCAUCGAGAUUUGGCUGCUAGAAACUGCAUGCUAGAUAACCAGCUGCGAGCCAAAGUGGCCGAUUUUGGACUGACUCGUGACGUGUAUACCAAGGAAUAUUACAGCUCCAGAGACAAGCAGGCCAAGUUGCCGGUGAAAUGGAUGGCGCCAGAGUCCAUGGAGAGGAACGUUUACACUUUUAGAUCCGAUGUGUGGUCCUAUGGCGUACUACUUUGGAAACUGUUCACUCUCUGUUAGGUUUUUAUUAUCAUUAUUUACGUAUUCUAUUGUCUACAGUGGUCCUAU
Molecule: messenger RNA, 796 nt
Organism: Lingula anatina
Lineage: Eukaryota; Metazoa; Brachiopoda; Lingulata; Lingulida; Lingulidae
Product: hepatocyte growth factor receptor
Biological process (GO): regulation of cell shape; positive regulation of axonogenesis; semaphorin-plexin signaling pathway
Cellular component (GO): semaphorin receptor complex; plasma membrane
Molecular function (GO): ATP binding; semaphorin receptor activity; protein tyrosine kinase activity
Source: RefSeq, a predicted model, not a curated record